Molecule: messenger RNA, 2191 nt
Organism: Podospora bellae-mahoneyi
Lineage: Eukaryota; Fungi; Ascomycota; Sordariomycetes; Sordariales; Podosporaceae
Exons: 2
Coding region: 572-1987 (471 amino acids)
Source: RefSeq, a predicted model, not a curated record
CACCGGAGGGGUGUGUCCAAAGACUCGCCGUUGCAUCCUGUUUUUGGCAUGGCUAAAGACUGAAGAUGUCUGUCUGAUGGUGUUUUGGAAUGUUUGUGUAACAGCGAUGGUUAGAUUAGGCAACACGAAAAGCAGCAGCCUCCAAGAAUAGGCCCCAGGCAUCGAGACAUACAGAGAGGUCUCAGGUCGGGGUCCCCGGGCUUGCCUUGGAAAGCAUCACCAUUCCAAAUCAUCAUCACCAAUACAAUCACUCAGUAGUCUCAAGAGCAGCGUGUGUUUGCAUGCUGCCUACUCUAGAAACAACAACCUACACCCUACAUGUGCAAAAGACGACCGGGGUUCACGACAUCGGCCGUUGCGCCUUCGUCAUGCCUCACCCUGCCAUCGAAGAAGGACCGAAGGUGAGAGAGCAGAGGAAAGAGUACGGAAGCUACAUCGCAGAAAGAGCCAACCCGCCAAUCUUCAAAGCCAAUCCCAACCUCCAACCAGAAAACCCCCAGGACGUCGGAUAACAACCAUCUGUCAGCAUCCCACGGCAGUCAGUCUUACAAGAUAUCAUCAAACCACUAUCAUGCAAGCAUACACCCUCCCAACCCGCAGCUACCGCCGCGACGACAACACCACCGCUUCCGAACCACCCUUCGACCUCCAGACCCCCUCCAGCGACUCUUAUUACAGUAACAGGCGCUCAACAACCCCCCUCCCCUUCAUCCGCCACCACCGCAACCGCCGCCGUCUCAACCAAACCAUUCGCAAUGCCGGGUCCUCCCAGGAGAACCGCCCCGACAACAAGGAAAACACUCCCUCCAACCUCCCGUCAUAUUACUCAACCUACUCCCUCCCCCGUAAACCCAGCCCUAGUCCCCCCCCGACAGAACGAGUGAGAUCUCCCUACCGCCACAGAACCUUCUCUUUUGAAUCCCCGCCUGCAUCUCCAGAGCUGGUGGUGUACGCCAACCAAGGGGGGUUAGAUCUCUCUUGUGCAUCCCCAAGGGAUGAUCUCGCCCGACAUGGUAUCAGCCACGCUCAAAUUCGAUCAGCAUCAUCCACCUACCCCUCCGACGAACGGGCCCAAAGUCCUGUCUCCCCGCCGUUGACGCUUGGGAGGAAAAUAUUGUCUAGUCUGGCAGGGUAUGGAUUCAGCGAGGCGGAUUUUGAUGCUGAUGCUUCUUCGGAGGGGGAGGAUCACGAUGGAGUAGAGGAGGGUUUGUACCCCGGGGAGAAGAGGUUGAGCCGAGAGGAGGGGGAGAUUGCAAGGGUUAUAUCCGCCCCGAAAUCAUCACCACCUGGGGUCCAGAGUCAGGUCUGGGGUGGGGCGGUGUUUAACUUUCCAGCACCGCCCGAGGAAGGGGAAAAGGAAGAGGACGAGGGUUUUGCUUUGCCGGCGCCGGAGUCACCUCUUCUUGUUGGGCUGGCGGUUGAGGACAGGAUGGAACAGGAGGGAGCGGAUGAGGAUGCUUCCACGAGGUGUUUACCCAGGGUGAGCACUGCGUUUUCGGGGUUUGAAGGGGAGCAUUCUUCUUUCGUACCGCCGCUGCAAGAAGAGGAGCAAGAGCAUGUUUCUUUUGGGAUGCAGUUGAGGGAGAGGAUUAGUGGGCAUUUUCGGAGGGGAAAUGGUAAUCAUCAUCAUCAUCGUCAUCAUCAUCAUCACAAGUCGGGCGGCUCGAGGGCUGGGGGUGGUGGUUGCGGGAAGGGUUUGGAACGGUUCAAGGAAGAAAGCUCAAAAACAAAUGUUGGGACGGAUGUGAAGAGGUGGUUUGUGAGGGGGCUCAAAGCGGGGAGGAAGGGGGUUAGGAGGGUCAAGAGGGGGUUGAAUCAUCAUGGUGAUGGCGACAAGGGGAGGGAGGGGAAGAUGAAAAGGGAGAUGAGGCGGGUGGAUGAGAAGCUUGAGAGGGAGAGGGGGAAGUUGAGGAAGAAGCCCGGAAGGGAGGGGAAGGGGAAGAAGAGGGAGGGUUUUAGGGGACGGAUUUGGGGGUUGUUGGUGUAGUUUUCUAUCAGGUAUCGGUUUGGUGAUGCGGGUUGGGGUCUGGUGGUUAGAUUAGGUAUGGAUUAAACGGCUUGGUGGUAUGGGGUUUGGAGACCGGGGUGAUAUAUUCUGAGCAUUAUUACCGUCUUUUUCCUGGAGCCGUACAAAACGGUCAGAAUAGAGGACAACUCGAAACGGGUUUUCAACUUGUUUACUUGCGAAGGA